Molecule: messenger RNA, 1707 nt
Organism: Cryphonectria parasitica EP155
Lineage: Eukaryota; Fungi; Ascomycota; Sordariomycetes; Diaporthales; Cryphonectriaceae
Product: natural resistance-associated macrophage protein
Exons: 3
Coding region: 1-1707 (568 amino acids)
Biological process (GO): iron ion transport; intracellular manganese ion homeostasis
Cellular component (GO): membrane
Molecular function (GO): manganese ion transmembrane transporter activity; cadmium ion transmembrane transporter activity
Source: RefSeq, a predicted model, not a curated record
AUGGGUAAUCGCCUUCCGGCACAGGCUGCAGGUGCUGUACCAGAUCGAGUCGAGAACGAGGUCAAGAAGGCAACAAGCCCAGAGCACCAGCAGCAGCAGCAGCAGCAGCAGCAGCAGCAGCACUCAGAUCAUCGUCAGCAUCAUCAUACGCCAAGGCCCUUUUCUGGCGCAUCACACCGCUCGCCGCUGCAUCGGGCAGGCCAUGCCAUCACCACCUUUGGCAGAUUUGUCGGGCCUGGGUUCAUGGUUGCUGUUGCCUACAUUGACCCUGGCAAUUACGCAACGGGCAUCAGCGCCGGCGCAACCUAUAGGUUCAGGCUGCUGUUCAUCAUCCUCCUCAGCAACCUGUUCGCCAUCCUCCUGCAGAGCCUGUGCAUCAAGCUGGGCACGGUCACGGGCCUGAACCUCGCAGAGGCCUGCCGGGCUCACCUCCCGCCCUGGCUCAACUUUGUCCUCUACAUCUUGGCCGAGGUCGCCAUCAUCGCCACCGACAUCGCAGAGGUCAUCGGCACGGCGAUCGCCAUCAACCUCCUCCUCCCACAGGUUCCGCUAGUGGCGGGCUGUGCCAUCUCGAUCCUGGACGUUAUGCUCAUCCUGCUGUUCUACAGCCCCAACGGCUCGAUGCGCGGCCUGCGGGCCUUUGAGGCCUUCGUCGUCGCCCUGGUCCUGGCCGUGGUCGUCUGCUUCUGCAUCCAGAUGUCCUUCAUCCAGAACGCCACCGCGGCCGAGGUCUUUCGUGGCUACCUUCCGUCCGCCGCCAUCGUCGAGCAGCAGGGCCUCUACCAGGCAUGUGGAAUCCUCGGGGCCACGGUGAUGCCGCACAGCCUCUAUCUAGGCUCGGGCAUGCCCCAGUCCCGGCUGAAGGAAUUUGACACCAAGCAAGGGUCUCUUCUCCUGGACGCCGUUGCCGCCGAUGGUAGGUUGACCACGGCGAAGAAGAAGAAGAAGACACCCUACAUCCCGUCGCUGGCGGCGAUUCGGCACUGCUGGAAGUAUUCGGUCACGGAGUUGGCGGUGUCGCUGUUCAGCUUCGCCCUGUUUAUCAACUCGGCCAUCCUCAUCAUCGCGGGCUCCUCGCUAUAUGGAUCCGAGGAGGCCCAGGGCGAUGACAUCUUUGCCAUCCACGGCCUCCUGACGCGAACUCUGGGAAAGGGCGCCGGGAUUCUCUUUGCGCUGGCCCUGCUGCUAUCGGGCGUGUCGGCGGGCAUCGUAUGCACGAUUGCGGGCCAGAUGGUCAGCGAGGGCGCGCUGGAUUGGCACAUGCGGCCCUGGCUGCGGCGGCUGAUGACGCGGUCCAUCAGCAUCACGCCCAGCAUCAUUAUCGCUGGUGCCGUGGGAAGAGACGGGCUUGAUGCCGCCCUGAACGGCUCGCAGGUGGUCCUGAGCGUGGUGCUCCCGUUUGUCUCGGCGCCCUUGAUCUAUUUCACCUGUAUGAGCAAGUACAUGAAGGUCAGCUCGGGACGGGCUCGAGGAGCACGACAGGCGGCGGCUGCUGUAGUGGGAGAAGGAGGAGGCGGAGAAGAAGAAGAAGAAGAUAAUGAUGACGAGGACUACCAACUUCCGGCUCUGACCACGACGGUUUCAGCAGGCGAGAAUGUCAAGAUGGCCAAUUCUAUACCAGUUGUUAUCAUAGCUGUAUUGGUCUGGCUGAUUAUUGCUGCCAUGAAUGUAGCCAACCUGGUAUUACUAGGUCUAGGAAAGGAGUAA